Schizosaccharomyces osmophilus is the source of this 2106-nucleotide messenger RNA. RefSeq names its product origin recognition complex subunit Orc3 (gene orc3). Bases 1 to 2106 code for a protein of 701 amino acids. Gene Ontology annotation, cellular component: nuclear pre-replicative complex; nuclear origin of replication recognition complex; DNA replication preinitiation complex. Gene Ontology annotation, biological process: DNA replication; DNA replication initiation. The transcript is spliced from 2 exons. Gene Ontology annotation, molecular function: DNA replication origin binding. The record is from RefSeq and is a predicted model, not a curated record. Lineage: Eukaryota; Fungi; Ascomycota; Schizosaccharomycetes; Schizosaccharomycetales; Schizosaccharomycetaceae.
AUGGCGUCUAUUUUAAAACACGACACCGUAAGCAAGGGAUGUUAUUACGUGAAACCUCGUAGACAAGAAGAAAAACAGCCUUUACAAAUAGACAACUUAUUUGUUCCUCUAAUAAGGAAUCAAGAACCUAUGGAAUGGGUGAAUUUACGAAGGGAGCUUUGUCGGAAUGUCAUGCAAGAAUUAAGUGAUGUUGUUCAACAAGCAACUUCCGAGAGCAAUGCCAAAGUGAUUCAACAACUAACGGAGCAUGCGCUGAAGAGUACGUCCGGUGGACAAAAACUCAAAGCAGCGAUUUUAUGUGACGGAAGCAGAAAUACGUUUCAUCUUCGAUUUUUCGAGCAGUUAAAAGAAAGGCUUUAUCAGUUGGGAUCAAAGCGGUUUGUUGUACUAGAUCUGAAGAACUGCAGUGACCUGAAAUCCUGUUUCCGACAAAUUAAAGGUGGCUCCUUCGGCCUUGGAAUUUUAUCUUAUAAUAUGGAAGAAUUGGGAGAAAGUAUUACUUUGGUUUUGCAAAAUGUGGAGGAUUGCGAUCGGCGAUUACUAAGUGCAUUAAUGGAAACGCUGAAUAUGAUUUCACAAAAGUCGAAGGAGUAUCACGUGUAUCUGAUAUUUAAUUUGAAGAUACCUCUAGAAUUAUUCGAUGCAUCGCUGGACUCUACGUUUUUUAGCCAUGUGCAGCCUGAGGUAUUUAACAUGAAAGCCACGACGGAGAUUCUGGAAAGUAUGUUUACUCUUAUCGAUGAAAACCUAAGUUUGAAGUUUGGAUGGAGAACUAGAAAGCUAUUUCGGUCGAUGUUUUACGAAAGAUCUUGGAGUGUUGAAAAAGUUGUUAGUUGCUUGCGCUAUGGUAUACUUACACAUUUCUACGGAAAUGCUCUUAGCCCUUUACCUUAUUUAAUUGAAAGUAACCAAAUGGAAGCGAUAUCGCCGUUUUACUUGUCUGUGCUACGGACAGUUCCGAGCUUUCAGCAUCGGAUCGAACAGAUGCUACGGGAUGUCGGGGCAAGUACGAAAGAGUACAUUUACGAUCUGUUAGAAAAUGAUGAUGUUUUUUUAAAGUAUAUAAAAAGCAAUUUUCAAGAACUGGAAAGACGAGAAAAGUUUUUGCGUGAGCAUGUGAAAUGCUGGCAAGAGUUAGAAGAGCAUAUGAACCGGUCAAUAAAGGUGACAUUUGGGGAGUAUAUGGAAAUGUUUCUGGAAGGAUUAUGGCUUGAAAGUGAAGAGUAUCAACGUAUUCGGAAAGACAUGUUGCGAUUGAAUUCUCGGCAAGCGUUUAUUUGCAUGGAACACCUGAUGAAGCAUGUGUUUUCUGGAUUGCGAGUGACGAAAGGACUUGAACUUGCAGAGGAGCUUGGAGAGCUUGUGAAUGGAUCGAAAGGCAAGUAUCUAGAAACGGUGGAGAUGCGAAUGAAGAAUUAUAGCGGAACGGAGCAUACGCGGAAAGUGAUGGAAACCGGAUUUGACAAAAGCAUUCUGCGGUACUCGAGAUGGUUAAAAGAAUUGGUACAAUUAUUGGAUGAAGAGAUUGAGCAUGGGAGAUUGGGAACGCAAGGGAUAGAUGGGUAUCCGUUUUACGAGGUUUUCUUUUUCGACUACCGGCGCCCGCUGGAACAGGGGUUUUUGUCUGGACACCAGCGAAGCAUUAUCCAUAGCUCGUGCAUGAACCCAGAAUAUUACAUUGGUAUGCAGAGGAAUGAAGCGAGUUUGAAAGAGAGUCCAAAUCGAUCGUGGUUGCCGGAUUUGUCUAUUCUGUACAAACUGUAUAGUGAGUCAGGAGCAUUUUUGAAUCUGUAUGAUUGGUACAUGGCGUUUUCGGAAAACUUGCAGGUAUCGUCUACAGAAGAGCAAUCGCAAUCGCAGUCGCAGUCGCAGCGGCCGUCGAAAAAGCGCAAGCUUCCAGAGGAGCCUAAAGGAGAAGACGAAGGUGAAAUGGAAAGCGAGACUGACUCUGAAAAAGAUAUCGACAUGGACGAGAAAGCAAGCACGGAAAAUGUUGAAUUGCAGUCUCGAUUUUUAUUUGGACUUGAAGAGCUACGGUUUUUAGGGUUGAUUAAACCGACGACGCGCAAGACCGACCAUGUGAUGAAGACGAUUUAUCAUCAUUAA